Messenger RNA from Carlito syrichta (Philippine tarsier), 2793 nucleotides. RefSeq names its product dehydrogenase E1 and transketolase domain containing 1 (gene DHTKD1). Gene Ontology annotation, biological process: tricarboxylic acid cycle. Lineage: Eukaryota; Metazoa; Chordata; Mammalia; Primates; Tarsiidae. The transcript is spliced from 17 exons. Bases 31 to 2793 code for a protein of 920 amino acids. The record is from RefSeq and is a predicted model, not a curated record. Gene Ontology annotation, molecular function: thiamine pyrophosphate binding; oxoglutarate dehydrogenase (succinyl-transferring) activity.
CAGUCUCCGGGCCACCGGGCCAAGCUGGACAUGGCCUCGGCCACUGUGGCAGCAGCCAGACGGGGCCUCGGCCGCGCCCCCCCCCUCCUCCUCCGGCGCGGCUACCAGACCGAGCGGGGAGUCUAUGGCUACCGGCCGAGGAAGCCCGCGAACCGGGAGCCUCGGGGCUGCCUGGCGCGGCCCUCAGUUGAUCAUGGCCUGGCCAGGUUGGUGACAGCGUAUUGCGAGCAUGGGCAUAAAGCUGCCAAGAUCAAUCCCCUCUUCACCGGACAAGCCCUGCUGGAGAGCGUGCCUGAAAUCCAAGCGCUGGUGCAGAGGCUGCAGGGACCCUUCCACACCGCAGGAUUAUUGGACAUGGGGAAAGAGGAGGCCUCGCUUGAGGAAGUGUUAGCCUAUCUCAACCAAAUCUACUGUGGGCAGAUCUCCAUAGAAACUUCCCAACUUCAGAGCCAGGAGGAGAAAGACUGGUUUGCCAAGCGGUUUGAGGAACUGAAAAAGGAGACAUUUACCACAGAAGAGCAAAAACAUCUGUCAAAACUAAUGCUAGAAUCUCAGGCGUUUGACCACUUUUUGGCCACCAAGUUUGCCACGGUCAAGCGAUACGGGGGUGAAGGCGCUGAAAGCAUGAUGGGCUUUUUCCAUGAGCUGCUGAAGAUGUCAGCCUAUGGUGGGAUCACCGACGUCAUCAUCGGGAUGCCCCACCGAGGGAGGCUGAACUUACUGACGGGCCUUUUGCAGUUCCCUCCAGAGCUGAUGUUUCGCAAAAUGCGAGGCUUGAGUGAAUUUCCAGAGAAUUUUGCAGCCACUGGAGAUGUUCUGUCUCACCUGACCUCCUCCGUGGACCUGGACUUUGGGGCGCACCACCCCCUCCACGUGACAAUGCUGCCUAAUCCCUCGCACCUGGAAGCUGUCAACCCUGUGGCUGUCGGGAAAACUCGUGGCAGGCAGCAGUCACGACAAGACGGGGACUACUCUCCAGAAAGCUCAGCGCAGCCUGGGGACAGAGUCAUUUGCUUACAGGUUCAUGGGGAUGCUUCUUUCUGUGGUCAAGGGAUUGUUCCUGAAACAUUCACGCUCUCCAACCUCCCACAUUUCAGAAUUGGGGGGAGUAUCCAUUUGAUUGUCAAUAACCAGCUGGGUUACACCACUCCGGCAGAAAGAGGAAGGUCUUCUUUAUACUGCAGUGACAUUGGGAAGCUUGUGGGCUGUGCCAUCAUCCAUGUCAACGGAGACAGCCCAGAGGAAGUGAUCCGUGCCACACGACUGGCUUUUGAAUACCAGCGCCAAUUCCGCAAGGAUGUGAUCACUGAUUUGCUGUGCUACAGGCAGUGGGGCCACAACGAGCUGGACGAGCCUUUCUUCACCAACCCGGUCAUGUACAAAAUCAUCAGAGCCCGAAAGAGCAUCCCAGACACAUAUGCGGAGCACCUGAUCGCCGGCGGACUCAUGACUCAAGAGGAGGUAUCUGAAAUCAAAUCUUCCUACUACGCCAAGUUAAACGGCCACCUGAACAACAUGGCCCACUACAGCCCUCCGGCCUCCAACCUUCAGGCCCACUGGCAGGGCCUGGCUCAGCCGGAAGCUCGAGUCACCACCUGGAGCACAGGUGUGCCCCUGGAACUCCUGCGGUUCGUUGGCGUGAAGUCUGUGGAGGUGCCCGGGGGACUCCAGAUGCACAGUCACCUCCUGAAGAUGUAUGUGCAGUCCAGAAUGGAGAAGGUGAUGGACGGAACGAAGCUAGACUGGGCCACGGCGGAGGCCCUUGCUCUGGGCUCCUUACUCGCUCAAGGUUUUAAUGUCCGUCUGAGUGGCCAAGAUGUUGGUCGUGGAACUUUUAGCCAAAGGCAUGCAAUGGUGGUCUGCCAGGAGACCGAUGACACCUAUAUCCCCUUGAACCAUAUGGAUCCUAAUCAGAAGGGGUUUCUGGAGGUCAGCAACAGCCCGUUGUCAGAAGAGGCCGUCCUGGGAUUUGAAUACGGGAUGAGUAUAGAGAGUCCAAAGUUACUGCCCAUCUGGGAGGCGCAGUUUGGCGAUUUCUUCAAUGGCGCCCAGAUCAUCUUGGACACAUUCAUCUCGGGAGGAGAGGCCAAGUGGCGCUUACAGAGUGGCAUUGUCAUCCUGCUUCCGCACGGCUACGACGGGGCUGGGCCCGAUCACUCAUCCUGUCGAAUGGAACGCUUCCUGCAGAUGUGUGACAGCGUUGAAGAGGGCGUGGAUGGAGAUACUGUGAACAUGUUCGUGGUUCACCCCACCACUCCUGCACAAUAUUUCCACUUGCUUAGAAGACAAAUGGUCCGGAACUUCAGAAAGCCCCUCAUCGUCGCCUCUCCCAAGAUGCUACUCCGGUUCCCGGCAGCCGUGUCAACUCUUCAAGAAAUGGCUCCAGGAACAACAUUCAAACCGGUCAUUGGUGAUUCAUCUGUGGAUCCAAAAAAUGUUAAGACCCUCGUGUUCUGCUCCGGCAAACAUUUUUACGCCCUGAUGAAGCAACGAGAUACUCUGGGGACCAAGAAGCAAGACGUCGCUGUCAUCCGAAUAGAGGAGCUCUGCCCUUUCCCGCUGGACUCCUUACAACAAGAGAUGGGCAAAUACACACACGUGAGAGAUUUUAUCUGGAGCCAGGAGGAACCUCAGAACAUGGGUCCAUGGUCUUUUGUCUCUCCAAGGUUUGAAAAGCAACUGGCCUGCAAGCUCCGUCUUGUGAGCCGGCCCUCUUUGCCUGUACCAGCUGUGGGAAUUGGCACAGUUCACCUGCAGCAGCACGAAGAUGUCCUCACCAAGACCUUCGCUUGA